This is a messenger RNA of Parnassius mnemosyne (clouded apollo), 3904 nucleotides long. The record is from the annotation of a GenBank genome assembly. NCBI's taxonomy places the organism in Eukaryota, Metazoa, Arthropoda, Insecta, Lepidoptera, Papilionidae.
GGUGACAAACGAGCACACAGUCCACCUGAUGGUAAGUGGUUACUGUGACCCAUAGACAUCUGCAUCUAUCUUCGUUUGCGAAUUAAAAUGCAGAUUCGUUGUCACCCGUGAGGACUAAGAUGGAAUGCCUCUUUGCCAGUAAAAAGGGUCUCCGGUUCUCUACACUCACCAUACGAAACACAGCAGCGUUAAGCUGCUAUUUUACGCUGGUUUUCUGUGAGAGUGUAGUCCUGCCCCGGUCGAGCCGACCCAUUCGUGCUACAACUAUACUACUAAUAUAGCUGCAGCUUGGCUCUACCACGUAAAAGAAAACAAAAAGCUAUUUUGAUUUUUAAUUAAAUUUCAAUGUUUUCUCCAUAAUACUUCGAUAAAUAUGGUAUAAUAUCUAUUAGAACAUGGAUAUACAUUUUAAACGCAAAUAGGUAAGUACAUGACGUAUCAAAAGCUAUUAUUCUCUGGAUUCGUCAUUAAUAUCUGUUAAUGUCACUGAUGUGUUGUAACUCUUGAAGACUUAAUUCCUUGUUGCUAAUAAUUAUUGUGCGCGUUUGUAUUUUAAGCAAUUUACGAGAGACGGUUGACGCGGGAGCGUCAUCUUUCACCACCCACACUAAAUAAAAGUCUUAAUAUAACCAGAUGCAGCCUAACAGUACGAAAAAUUUAUCAAUGAGUGUCCCAUUUAUUUUUACUAAGCAAAAUAUACUCAUACAUAUGUAUAUAUUUAUAAUCUGAAAGGCUGUUAAAAUAUUUAUUUAUCUGUCUUAUUCGUACAGUGUAUAUUUAUUUAUUUACUAGCUUUUUACCCGCAGCUUCGCUCGCGUGCGCUAGAAUUUAGGGACAUCAUUAAAUGAUGUGCCGUGUCAAAUUUAGAAAUAUUCGAUCACUUUUACAGUCACCUUGGUGUCUAUGUCUCUAUGUCUGUCAGAGAUUUUUUUUCAUUCUAAAAUACUAUUAGACGUAGAUGAUUGGUAACAGAACAGAAAUACAGAGCUACAGAAAUACGUGAAUAUAUCGCACCUUUAGGAUGAAACCGACCUAACUCAAAAAAAUGGUAAAAUGAGUUAUGAUCAUUGAAUGACUCGAAAAAACUUUGUCUAUCUAUCUGUCCAUAAAAAACCGCCGUAUUCGGGUGGGAACGGGACAAACCAGUUCAAUCGGUCUCUUUCUUACUCGCAAAAUUUCGGGACCGCGUCGUUGCGGAAACGACGCUUUUAGUAUUGUGUUGACAGUGUCGUGUAUGUGACGUUACGCAGAUAGGCAAAGAUUGACCGAAAACUGAUUGAGGCGAUUUAAUUCCGAAACCAGCGGUAAGUUCACUUCAGUUUCUUAGGUAAUAAAACGACAAACUUCGCUUUGUGCUUUUUUUAUUCCGAUAAUUUUGUCACUUUAAGUGACUUAUUUAAGUUUUAGUCAUUUUUAUGCUAAAAUUAAUAAUAAUCUUAGUGACUCACUUAAGUUUAAGUCUUUUCAUUAAUACAAUAAUCCUAAUAUUUCUUGACUCAAUAUGACAGACUUAAAAUUAGGUCGUUAUUUUAUUUAUCGAAGUAUUACCUUUUGUGUUCUAUUAAGUAUUGAGACUAUUUUUUAUUAUUUACUAGGUGAAAAAAGAAGGCAUAAUAGUUAAUACGUCUAUUUACGACUAUUAAAUACAAUACAGUUUAAUAAAACGUCACUUGGAAUUCAUAGAAAUGAAAAGAAGAAGCGAUAUCAUAAUGGACAUUGCUUUGGGAAAAGAUAAAUAUUGCAAAAAAGGAGAACUUGAGGUAGUUACAUAUUUUAAUUGCUAAUGAUUUUUUUUGUGCAACCACCUUUAUUUUUAGCUAUUAGUUGUAAAAGGUUUAAUUAUGGUUUCUGUCACCCAAUAGGGAUUUCCAAACAAUAAAAUGAAAGAGAACUUGUCUCCGAAUUCUGUGGUCGAUGAAGUCGUCAAAAACUCACCAAGUAUAAUCAGUCUUGGUGACAACACCCAAAGCGAACUAGUAAGAUAUAGUUUGAAUAUUUUUUUUUAAAUCUAUCCACCUAUGUACUCAUCAAACUAAACUUACUUCUCGUUUGUUUCAUUUUAGAAAUUGACAGUCAGCAAUCAAACGGAAGAGUUGUCGCCAAGUUCCUCAGUCAUUGAAAAUUCGCCUAAUAAAGAUAUUAUUAGCAACAAUAUUUUAAAUUGCUGUUAUAAUAAUGUUGUUGAAAUGUGGAAAAGCAGUUCAAAAAAGUACGGGAUUGAAUCUUCUCCUGACGAUUGUAAUAAGUCAAAUUUUCCAAUUACCAGAAGACCAAGUCAUGAAAAAAGAGUAUCUUCAUCAUCUAGUAGUUCCACUUCAUCGCGUUCAAGUUCCAGUUCUAGUUCCAGUUCAAGUUCCAGUUCUAGUUCCAGUUCUAAUUCCAUAAAAUCAUCCACUUUGAGUGAUAUUGUGACAAAGACCAUGGAUCCAAACGUCACACAUAAAGAUCCAAAUGCAAUGAGUGCUAGUACCAGUCAAUCAGACAUAAAAAUUUCUUUCAGAUCUAGUUCAAGAGUGCAACCUAAUUAUUGUUUAUCACCAAUUAAUACUCUCGAAAGUGAUCCUGACUUAAGUGAUGACGACCCCACAUUUCAAGACCCCAAUAAAAUUUCUGUUCGUCGUAGAAGUUCCUCUUCCUCAAGUGGCGCUACUACACAUAUGACACACUACACAUACUAUACAUAUGAAAUACAACAACCUGGGACAAGUAAUGUUAGUGAAACAAACAUGACUCAUAUGAAAUGUAGAAAACGGCACCGUAAUCCACUAAUUUGGAAACAGAAUAUCAACAAAAUAUUGCGAAAUACUGGAAAAUCCUACACUUCCUUGUCAAGAUCUAAAAAAGAAGUUCCUUCCCGUAGUAUGAAAACCCCGUGUAAGCCUUGUCGAUUAAAAUGCUCCGACCAAAUAGAUGAAGUCCAAAGGGCUAACAUUUUUGAAAUGUAUUGGAACCUUUCUAAUGUGAACCUUAAAAGAUCAUUUAUUAAAUCUUGCAUGAUGGAAGUGAGGCCAAAAUAUAAAUAUACGAACGCUCAAAAACCUAGAUCACCUAAUAUUGCAUUUUUUUUCACAGUAAACCAUCAAAAAAUUCGAGUUUGUAAAACAUAUUUCAUGAAUACUCUAGAUAUUACAGAAAGACAGAUUAGAACCGUCAAAGCAAAAAGUAAUGAUGUCGGAUUUAUAGCUGAGGAUCAAAGAGGUAAGCACACUAAUAGAAAAAAAAAUAGACGAAACCAUUAUUAAGGACAUUGAGAGUCACAUAAGUACAAUCCCUAGGAUGGAGUCACAUUACCUCAGGGCAUCCACAUCGAAAGAGUUUAUUGACGGCAGUAAAACGGUUAAAGAUCUCUGGAGAGACUUCUGUGAAAACAGAGAUCCAAUGAAACCUAAAGUGGAGUACUGGCUAUAUUAUCAAGUAUUUAAUAACAAUUUUAAUAUCGGAUUCUUUCAGCCAAAAAAAGAUCGUUGUGAUCUUUGUUUACAAUAUGAGAUGGCAUCUGUAGACCAAAAGGCAAACUUGCAAGAGAAGUUUGACAACCAUAUAAAAGAAAAAGAUCUUUGUCGUAUUGAAAAAAAAAAUGACCGUAGGAUGCUUGGUGAUGGAUAUAAUAUUUGCACCGUCUAUGAUUUACAGGCUAUCAUGCAAUGUCCUGUGGGAGAAUGCAGUUCUUUUUAUUAUAUAUCUAAACUAAACUGCUUGAAUUUCACCAUGGCUGAAUUGGCUGCUAUUAAACACCAUAAUAUAAAUACAACUGCAAAGAACCCAAGAGUGAGUAAAAUAACUGAAAGCGAAAAACUUAAGGCCGGCAACGCAUCUGCAAUUCCCCUGGUGUUGCGGUUGUUCAUGGGCGGCGGUAGUCACUUACCAUCAGGUGAGCCGCAUGCUCGUUUGCCCCCUCUCCUAU